UAUUAUACUUGUUUUUUGGCUUUUCACAAACAAUUUCGCCAAUGAAAAUAAAUUAACGUUUUUUGUAAUUUCAACUAAAUUAAUGAAUUCUACUUGGCUUAAUAAGUCAUAGUGCAUUCGGUGAGAUACAAAGCGCGUAUAAUGGGGUUGUGGCAGGUUGACGCUUUAGCUGUACAUGUUCAUGUCGACCACUUCGUUCAUGUUAAAUAAUAUCAUCUAAACUAGUCGUAUAGAUUGUCCAUAGUGUUUUUGUUCAGUAAAAUUCUUAAUUCAAUCUCCUCCAAAUUAUCCAGCAUCAUGAACUCUGAUAUAAGCACCAGAAAUCCCCAAGAAGAGUACGAGUUAAUUCAAAGAAUUGGCAGUGGAACGUAUGGAGAUGUUUAUAAGGCUAAAAGACUUUCAACUUCAACUCUAGCAGCUAUUAAAGUUAUAAAAUUGGAAGCUGGCGAUGAUUUUUCUAUAAUCCAACAAGAAAUUUUAAUGAUGCAAGAUUGUCAUCAUCCUAAUAUUAUAGAAUAUUUUGGUAGCUAUUUACGUAGAGAUAAACUAUGGAUAUGUAUGGAGUAUUGUUCUGGAGGAUCGUUACAAGACAUUUAUCAUAUCACUGGACCACUUAUUGAAUUGCAAAUAGCAUACAUGUGCAGAGAAACUCUCAAAGGUCUUGCUUAUUUACACACUAUGGGCAAAAUGCAUAGAGAUAUUAAGGGAGCUAAUAUUUUAUUAACAGAAAAUGGUGAAGUUAAAUUAGCUGAUUUUGGUGUGUCUGCGCAGAUAACUGCUACAAUAAAUAAACGCAAAUCUUUUAUUGGGACUCCAUAUUGGAUGGCUCCAGAGGUAGCAGCUGUAGAAAGAAAAGGUGGCUAUAAUCAACUAUGUGAUAUUUGGGCGGUGGGGAUAACAUCUAUUGAAUUAGCCGAGUUACAACCGCCUAUGUUUGAUUUACAUCCAAUGAGAGUUUUGUUUUUAAUGUCAAAAAGUGGUUUUAAACCUCCGACUUUAAAAGAAAGAGACAAAUGGAGUCCCACUUUCCAUAAUUUUAUAAAAGUAUCGCUGACGAAAAAUCCCAAAAAAAGGCCAACUGCUGAUAAACUUUUGAUGCAUUCCUUUUUUUGUCAAGAUAUGAGCAAAAGACUAGCAAUAGAUCUUCUACAAAAAGCAAAUAAUCCACAGGCGCAAACAUUUGCUGAAAUAGAACCUGAUGAUGAUGUGAUAUCAAAUGUUCCACGACGCAUUGCAUCAAGGGUGACUGUUGACCACAGAGAAAGUGCUGAUAAUGAUUCAAAUGCCUCUCAUAAUAUUAGAAAUGAAUCUGCCACAAUUCUAGACACUAGAAAUUUGGGAGUUAAUUCUAGAAAAAGCGUAUUGCGCAAUAAUGACUGUGAUAAUUUUGGAGAAUUAGACUGUUUAUCGACUGAAAAAGGAGAUUAUAAUACUGUUUUUAAUGAAGAUAAUAAUGAAAGUUACGAAGACUUAUCUACUUUACCAAUGCCUGAUAACACUGAUACACCACCUGUUCCUCCUCGCCGAAGAGAUCGUAAACGACGUACUUCUCCUCCUAAACCAAUUAGCAAUGGUUUACCACCCACGCCCAAAGUCCACAUGGGUGCAUGCUUUUCUAAGGUGUUUAAUGGGUGCCCUUUAAAAAUAUAUUGCACUGCCAGCUGGAUUCAUCCUGAAACUAGGGACCAACAUGUGUUCAUUGGAGCUGAAGAAGGCAUCUAUAACCUUAAUUUAAAUGAACUGCAUGAAACUGCAAUUGACCAGCUGUAUAAUCGACGAACUGUUUGGUUGUAUGUUAUUAAGGACAUUUUAAUGUCAUUGUCGGGUAAGACAACUCAACUGUAUAGACAUGAUCUCUUAGCCCUACACGGGAAGCAAAGUCAUAGAUUUUCACAACACAUGACGAAAAUCCCUGAACGUUUGAUGCCUAGAAGGUUUGCUUUUACUACUAAAGUACCAGAUACAAAAGGUUGUAUAAAAUGUUGUGUUGGCCGUAACCCAUAUAAUGGUUACAAAUAUUUGUGUGGAGCUAUGUCGAGUGGAAUAUUUUUAAUGCAAUGGUAUGACCCUCUUAACAAAUUUAUGUUGCUUAAACAUUUUGAGUGUACUUUGCCAUCGCCACUUAACAUUUUUGAAAUGGUUAUAACUCCUGAGUUAGAGUAUCCCUUAGUUUGCGUGAGCGUAAAAAAGCCAAUUGGUCCUAUCAGAAAAUCGAUGAACUUAAAAUUAGAAUUGAUUAAUGUCAAUACUGGUGCAUGUUGGUUUUGUUCUGAUGACCAAUACGAUUCGGAUAAUACUGGAACGGUUAUACAAAGAAGAGACAUAAUGGAUGUAGUUUGUGUAUGCCAACUGGACACUGACUCAUUUUUGAUAUGCUACAAAAAUGUUGUUAAAAUUAUCAACUUACAAGGCAAUCUGAAGCAAGAUAGAAAUCAAAUAAACCAAUUGUACUUUGACUUCAAUGUUGAAUCUGUUGUGCGUUUGUCUGAUAGCAUAUUGGCAUUUCAUAAGUAUGGAGUUCAAGGUCGUAGCCUUAAAAAUGGUGAAGUUACUCAGGAAAUCGUAGAUAAAAGCAGAACAUACAAACUUUUAGGAUCCGAUAAAAUUUUAAUUUUGGAAUCUCACAUGGUUUCCAAAAAAACAGAUGACAGUGCGGACUUGUACAUUCUUGCUGGACACGAAGCCAGUUAUUAAACUUAUAUACAACAAACUAUAAUAUUUUCACAUGUAGUAUAUUGUAGUUUUUUAAUUAAUACAACAAAAAUUCAUCUUGAUGAUAAUAAUAUUAAUGAUAACAUUAGUGUUAUGGUUUUAUUUCGCGUCAAAUGAAGUGGAACAAUAUCAAACAUAUAAAUAAUUAUUAACUAAUUUGAACUCUUUUCUUGAAGGGUUUGACAAAUAUUCCAUUAGGCAUAAGAAUAGCUUAAUAUUUACUUUUUCCUUAAAUUGACAUUCGAAUACUAAUUUUAAUACUAUUACAAAUUAUUGUGUAUAUGUUUUAUGCUGUUAUAUUGUACACAUAAAUAAUUCGUUUAAUCUAUGAAAACAGUUAAUUAAGGUUGUGGUCAAAAUAAAGUUUAUACAUAUUAGUAUUUAUAUAUUCUCAUAUUAUAUUAUUAUUUUAAACAAAAUGUGUAUAUGCAACCGAGCCAUAAUAAAAUGAUAGUUGUGCUUAU
Messenger RNA from Adelges cooleyi (spruce gall adelgid), 3176 nucleotides. It is a transcript of the gene hppy, whose product is annotated as mitogen-activated protein kinase kinase kinase kinase 3. Gene Ontology annotation, molecular function: MAP kinase kinase kinase kinase activity; ATP binding. NCBI's taxonomy places the organism in Eukaryota, Metazoa, Arthropoda, Insecta, Hemiptera, Adelgidae. Gene Ontology annotation, biological process: protein phosphorylation. The transcript has 20 exons. Bases 298 to 2694 code for a protein of 798 amino acids. The record is from RefSeq and is a predicted model, not a curated record.